Messenger RNA from Lactuca sativa (garden lettuce), 1642 nucleotides. Its product is annotated as putative formin-like protein 15b. The record is from RefSeq and is a predicted model, not a curated record. Lineage: Eukaryota; Viridiplantae; Streptophyta; Magnoliopsida; Asterales; Asteraceae.
GAACAAACUAAAUACAAUAAUGAAAAAGAAAAAUUGAUCAAUGUUCUUCCCUUCCCUCCUUUCUUCCUCCAUAAUCUCGUUUGUGUUUUGUUCUGAUUCCACGUGCAAUAGAAAUCAAAGCAUUUCCAUUGCCGUGACGAAUUCCCUGAAUCAAUUGCAAUAUUCCUCACUCCCCUUCAUAGAUUUCUUGAAUCAUCGAAUUCAAUAUAAUUUCUUCGAUUGUCAUCAUCUUACCCAUGAUUUCUCAGAAAACCCUAUCAAUCUUGCUGCCAAUAAAUACAAUAAUAUCGCAGAUUCUUUCCCCAACCUAGAUUACGUCAUUUAUCAUAAUCAUAAUACUUGACCUGACGAUAAAUUUUUUAUUUUGUGGGUCUUUUUUUCAUUGAAUUGGUGAAUUGAGUACAUUAUCCUUAAGAUUACCUUUUAUUUUUUACGUUCUUAGCGCGAUCUUUGUAUGCGUCCUUUCAGAUUCCCGUGAUUGUUUGCGUUCUCACUGUUCCUUUCCAUGAUUGCAUUCUUAAUUGUAUUUUGAUCUGAAAAUGGCGAAUAACAUGGAAAUCAUGCUUGCAAAACUUAAGAUGCCACUUUCUGAUUUGGUGACUGCAAUUUUAGCUAUGAAUGAUGAGCUUAUAGAUUCCGAUCAACUAGAAGAUUGUCUCAAAUUCUAUCCCACGAAUGAAGAGAUGGAGCAACUCAAGAAAUUCACAGAUGACUAUGAGACACUUGGCAAGCGCGAACAGUAUUUCCUGGAGCUAAUGAAGGUGCCACGCAUGGAUGCAAAAUUAAGGGUUUUUCUGUUCAAAAUAAAAUUUAACGUUCAGCUUUCAGAAUUCAAAACGAGUCUAAACACAGUAAACUCUGCAUGCGAUGAGGUGCGGAGGUCCACAAAGUUGAAAGAAAUCAUGAAGAGAAUUUUAUAUUUGGGGAAUACAUUAAAUCAAGGAACUGCUAGAGGUGCUGCUGUUGGUUUCAAGUUGGAUAGUCUCUUGAUAUUGACAGAUACACGAGCUUCAGACAGCAAGAUGACUUUAAUGCAUUAUCUGUGCAAGAAAAUUGCCUCCAAGUCCCCAAGCCUUUUAGAUUUCCAUGAGGAUCUUGUUAGCCUAGAAGCUGCAACCGAGAUAGAAUUGAAAGUUUUAGCAGACGAAAUGCAGUCCAUUACCAUGGGGCUGGAAAAUGCGAAGCAGGAACUAGCUGCAUCUGCAAAUGAUGGCCCAAUAUCUCAAGGUUUUCAUAAGACAUUAAAGGAAUUCAUUGGCCAAGCUGAGGCGGAAAUGACAAGUGUAAUGGAGUUCUAUUCCAUUGUGUGUAGAAAUGCUGAUGCAUUGGCCAUAUAUUUUGGUGAAGACCCUACUCGUUGUCCUUUUGAACAAGCUACUAUGACCCUUUUGAACUUUGUGAGACUCUUCCGAAAAUGCGACGAGGAGAACCGUAAACAGGAGGCUGAAAUGGAGGAAGUAAAGGGUGUUAAUGUAAAAUAAGAAAUGUUUCUUUUAUACACCUUUUAUUUUUUACCAAUAAAUUUUUAAAAAUGUUAUACCUUCAAAACCUAUUAUUUAUUUAUUUAUUUAUUUUAACAAAUAAUGUUUAUUGUAAUAUAUGUCCUAGCAAAAAGUUUAAUAGAUAAGUUGUACAUUUGUAA